UUCACAGCGAAUACAAUCUCCAUUUAUGUCCAUCGAGCAUUGUUCAAUGAAACAAAUGCAUUGUCUAGCAAAAACAAAGCAAUCACCACAUCUAAUUUGUACAGCAAAAUGCGUGCAACUAUGCACGUUUGCCCACUUGCAUAUAUAACUCAAUAGAAUCGUUUUAGCGUCAGGCAGAUAACCCAAAUAACCAGUUUCCACGCCUCCACUGUUCUUCAAGCUCUUUCAAUGGAACAAAAGUUUCGGUUGAAGCUUCAAUGUUUUCGUCGCUCGCACGGGAUUAAAUCCAAUGGAGAUAUAAUCAUUUUGCAACAUCUAAAGAAUUUUAACGUCUACCAAUAGAUGAGCAGUGGACCCAUCACCAAAAAUGAGGAAGCGUCGUCACAUGUCUUGUGACGCGCAUUUAGCGAUUGGUGCUCAUUACUGUGUAUAUGAGUAAAUAAGAGGAGCCGAAAUUCUUAUUUUUGUUUCUAUCCAUUCACUUUGUGCCGCAGUUUUUCGAUCAUUUGCUUCAAGGAAAACUUUUGAAAUUUGCCAUACACGCGGCUGUUGUAUGAUUUGUGCCCUCGACCGUAGAACGUUGAAAAAUGUAUGGGGAACUAACGAAUUUGAAGUGAGAGCAAAGGAAAUGGUUUUGACAUACACGAUGAAAUGCUUAAAGACACAUUUUACGUCGACUGGAAUUGUGCAUCGGUGAAAUGUGAACGACACGCUCGAUCAGUAUGACGAAAGAUGAUGAGUUAUUUGUUAUCAAAAUAUUUUCGAUAAAAAUUUACACAACUGUAACUUGAUACUAACGUAUGCGAAGUCCGAAAUUGACAACGUUUGUCCUUUAAUCUCCCCUAUGAUUUAAUCACCUUGUGUUUUACGUAAUGACAUCAUCCCAGUUGAUCGAGUCCUUUAAAUUACAUUCUAAACGUCACUACAAAAACACCAAGACUGAUUUGCGAUUCCCUAACUGAAAAAUUGGAUCUUUCUCGAAAACUACAGGGCGUUCUUCGUGAAUUUUUGUUCUAAUUUACAUAGAAUAUUUGUGUUUUGUAACUCUUCAGACAAAGAGCCCUCUUCGGCAGUACGUACGUACAUACUUCACAGCGGUUUUCCGUAAAUGCUUAAUAUGAAGUGUUAAAGUGUGUCUCUGUGCGUGUAAUAACGCACGUUCUGCGGUAGAGAAGGGAACUAGGAUGAAAAGUUAAAACUGCUUGAAAGUUUACGAAUUUGGAACGAUGCUCGAAUGAUGUUUGGUCAAUGCGUAAAAAGUUCAUGAAAAUGCAGUUCAGUUAAUCGGCGCUUUCUUCGUUGCUUUCUUGGCACUCGCAUGGUAUGCAAAUAAUGUUAAGUUUCACCCCCACUGAAAGUACUUGAAGUGUCUAGUCGCGAGGUAAUGCUGCUCGUUUUAAUUAUUCUCGAUGAACUUGUGAUGGGCUGAAAGGUUACACCAAUAUCCGAGUGUUUAGAGAUCUCUUUUCCCUUUUUUUCUGCAUUUAUGCAAGGCAUGCGUAUCCCGAAAUCUAAAAUGUUCCAAAAAUUCUUACCGAUGUGAGCAGUCGAUACCAUUUGUACAGCAGUUUUUACGGCAUGAUACGCGCGCGCUAUGUAAUAGCAGUUUUGCAACUUUUGUUGUUCGCCGUGCUAUUAAGCACGAUAUACAGGUAUGAUUCUGGGUUUGAUGAAUAGGCGUACUCGACCUUAGAUUACGUAUAAAUUGAUGGCGUUUCAUUUGUAGCCAAUUUAGGAUAAGCAAAAUAUGAAAUAACUUGUUCUUGGAUGAAUAAAGAGAGAUUGUAGGCAUUUUCAAUGGUUGUACCUAGCUUGAAUUACAUUUAGAAGUGAAAGCUGUGAAAAUAAAUUUAAAUUGCGAAAUGUGUAAUAAACUAUAUAUGACCGAAAAGGAUGAGUAUGCAUGAAAUAAUGUUAUGUAAUAAGCUCUGUAUCAUAGGACGACUCUGUGUAAUAACAAAUAUAUGAUUGAGCAACAUGAAUAACUAUGAAGAGGUAAGGUGUAUAAUAACGUGUCUAUGUUGUGUAAUAACGUUUCUAUGUUGUAUAAUAACGCAUAAUUAAAUAGGAUAUGUAAUAACAAAGAUGUUAAGGCCGUGUAGCAGACUAACAGACUAUAAAUAAACAAAUUAAACUAUUUAAUAAUUUGUAUAUUUUAAGGUAGAACUGUUUAAUAACGAAAAUAUGACGUGCUAUGUACUGGCCGUCAUCCAUUUCAUCGCAAACUAAAAUUGAAACUGAUCACUGUUCAUACAAACAAGAUUGACGAGUAAACAAUGUUUAAACGCGCCCACGCAGUUAGGAGAAUGACGUCAAUAGAUUGUUAUUAGCGGUUUUAAUUAAUGCUUGUUUAUGAUGGUGCAACAGCGAAAGAAUUUUAGUAGAAAAUGUAUUUGAUGUAUAUUGAAGAUGGCUAGUCUGUGAAACAAUACCGUCUGUAAAUUUGCGGUUUAUUGUGGAGGAAGUCACCUGACGCCGAUUGCGGAGGAAGGAAAGGUCAAAGGUCAACUUGAACCAAUCAUCUUGAGCUACAAGAUAAAAAAAAUACUUCCUUUGUUCGUCAUGAGUUUCACGGUUUAUAUAAACGAGGGAGAACGAUAUCAGAUCAACGAAUGGGUUAUGAAAUAUGAAGAUAUCGAAACUGGCGGUGAUUUGUUUGGGUUAUGGUUGAACGAAACGACAGCAGUCAUUCAAUUUGUUGUCGGUCCUGGAAAGAAAAGUAGGAGAGACGAAACAUCGUUUUAUCAGGAUGUUGACUAUCUUGAUAAAGCAGGUACAUAUUUAACUAAAAACCACGGUCUUUGUAACGUUGGUCAAUGGCAUUCUCACCACAAGAUAAGAUUGUUUAAACCUAGUCAAGGGGACGAAAAUACAGUCUGGAAUAACAUGCCUAACUUGGGAUUGCAAAGAUAUAUUGUUUUCAUUGCAAACAUUACGAAUAAAGUCGAAGUAAACUGUUUCUUGUUUCAUCUUGAUCGACAAAGGCCUGUAAUAAAAGGAGAGUUUAUUUAUGUCCCAGGAAACAGUCCAUUUCGUUUGAAUGAGGUAAUUUUAAGAAAUGCUUACAAAGGAGCUGAGAGUUUUAAUGAGUUUCAAUGGUUUGAGAAGGAAAUGAAACACUUUCAACGUGGUAAUAAUGCAUCAGAUCAAGAGGUUAUUCACCAUACCGACAGUGGAAACAAUAGUUUAAGAUCUUACCCAAGAGAACAGAGCACAACAUCGAGAACUGUUGAUUUAAUGAAUCAGAAAAAAACACAUACCAAGAAUAAUACACAAUUAGAAAAAAGAAUCAACCCCGUAUCUUCUGUCAUUCCUUAUGUCGAAGAAGAACCAAUAAACAUGAAAACACCAUCCACCGAAGGUAAAUCUUUUUCAGGUUUUAUCACAAAGACACUACAAGUUCACUAUCAAAUUAUGAUGAAAGAGUCUCAAGUAGCUCUAACGUACGUAAACUUACCAGUAAAUCAAGAAAGGAGAGAGAUGAGGAGAGUGGGUUAGCCAGGAGCAAGGAAAAAUUAAAAACAGAGGAGCCUCAGUCAUUCGUUAUGGUGCACUACGCUGGUGGUCAUAGCAAUUUUUUAAGUUCACAAUCAAAUUAUGAUAAAGGAGCCUCACGCAGCUCUAAAGAACGUAUAUUUAUUGGUAAACCAAGAAGGGAGGGAGAUGAGGGUAAAUUGGACAGGAGUAACAGAACAGAGGAACCCCAGCCCUCCCCUACUGUGUAUUACGCUGGAAGUGAAAGCAAUUUUAAAGGUUAUGGCGAAAAUAUUGCAAAGGAUGGAAACAAUGCUCAUGUGAUUGAAACUAACAGAAAAGACAAAUGUUUUGCUAACCGUCGAUCAGAAGACACGUGGAAGAUGAGUGAAAACAAGAUGGAGGAAAUUAAACAGGAUUUCAACUCUGGAACACAUGCAACCGCCACAGGAUAUCCAAAUUCAAGCAUGAAGAGACUUGCUCAAAUCUCUGUCGUUCAUUUCGUAGGUUCUUUUGAGAGCAAUGACUACGUUGUUACUAAGCAACCGUGUGAAGCUAACAGACGACAAAACUGCAAUUCAGAGAAAAUUGGCCUUGACUGGUACAAUGUAGAAGCUACCCUAGUGUGAAUCUCCAACUGAAUCUUCGUGUUUAUUUUGCUGUUAGCGUUCAGUGCUAGUGUGAGUGAGUAGAAUUCGGGUAUAAUUGUUUUAAAUGAUGAUAGAGUAGGGUCCAGGCCUGCGCGACAACGUUCAUCGGGAGGUGGGGUGGAGUAUUCAUGUAUUAAGUUGUGUCCGACUGAUUUCUUUUAAAUGGCUUUCUAAAGAAAUCAGUUGAAAAAAAUAAAUAUAUGGCUGUACACCCCUCUCCCCCUCAACUAGCGUUCUGAGCUACGGUCUUGGCCCUGGUGGGGUCGACAUUCCUGGCAAAACUUAUUAAAUGUUUCAAGCUAUAUUACAUGCACACACGCUUUCGUAUGUACCCACAUAGACACUGAACUAUAAAUGUUAUACAUAUCACAUAGAUAAACAUAUUAGAAAGAUAUAUUUUCUGCCAUGCAGCAACAUUUCUGUUGCAAGAUUUGAUAGUUUCCACAGGUGAAAAUCUACUCCAGAUUGGUGCACAUGUAUGUCAACAUUGCUAUAACUUGUCAGUCGAGUGUAUAUUGGUCUCAGCUCUCAAUGACCUUCUUAUUGUGGACAUUCAUGGCAAAAACUGAUCACAACUUUUCAAAUGUUUUAACUUAUUAUAAAUUCACACAUGCGCUAUCGUAUGUAUUGGCAUUUACAAUGGAAGUAAACAUUAUAUACAUGCAUGGAUAAACAUCUUACAAA
Molecule: messenger RNA, 4808 nt
Organism: Xenia sp. Carnegie-2017
Lineage: Eukaryota; Metazoa; Cnidaria; Anthozoa; Malacalcyonacea; Xeniidae
Exons: 5
Coding region: 2563-3498 (311 amino acids)
Source: RefSeq, a predicted model, not a curated record